Messenger RNA from Penicillium diatomitis, 1506 nucleotides. RefSeq names its product dual-specificity mitogen-activated protein kinase kinase. The transcript has 4 exons. The record is from RefSeq and is a predicted model, not a curated record. Bases 1 to 1506 code for a protein of 501 amino acids. Gene Ontology annotation, biological process: protein phosphorylation. NCBI's taxonomy places the organism in Eukaryota, Fungi, Ascomycota, Eurotiomycetes, Eurotiales, Aspergillaceae. Gene Ontology annotation, molecular function: protein kinase activity; ATP binding.
AUGUCAACUUCUUCAGUGCCUCUGCUGCGACCGCCCGUGCCAGGUAAUCGUAGCAAUACCAGCAGUCCUCGCGCCCCGAGACUCACCUUGGGUAUCCCCCCAUCACCGAAUGCAAAACCUGUCAAUGGUGGCGGCCAACCGGCCCUCUCUGUCCCCGCUCCCGGGACGCAGACACCGCAACCGCAAUUGCAAAGACCCCAGGCGGGCUCCCGGCCAUCGUUACCCCGCCUUCAGUUGGCGACACCCAUGGGCAGUAGCCAGAGUGUUCCCCAGGAGACAAGCUACAGAACAAACGGUCGGCCUGCUCCACCUUCGCUCACCACGAAUCUGAACCCGCCGAAUGGCAUAGAUAACAAGACCGGUGGUCUGACCUCGGCCAACUCCUCCUACUCGGCGCUUUCCUUUGCCAUGGGCCUCCGUCAGCCGGCCGGCGGCAAUUCAGAUCCCUCCUCGGCAAUCAGUUCGGUCUACUCGGAUCGGGAGGGUGGUGUGCAGAUGGAAGGGGAGAGCAGUGUGAAUGGCCUGUUACCGGACCUGGACAAGCUGAGCUUGGAAAAGGGUCGACCGCUCGACGUGGAGGAUUUGGACGAUGAAGGGUGGCAUGCCGCAAGUGAGCAGAAAAAAAUAGUGGAAUUGGGAAGUCUCGGCGAGGGCGCUGGCGGCGCAGUCACACGAUGCAAGCUGAAAGACGGAAAGACCGUGUUCGCAUUAAAAAUCAUCACGACAGAUCCCAACCCCGAUGUGAAGAAGCAGAUUGUUCGCGAACUCAAUUUCAACAAAGACUGCGCAUCGGAUCAUAUCUGUCGAUACUACGGUGCCUUUAUGGACAAAUCCACCGGCACAAUCUCCAUUGCCAUGGAAUUCUGCGAGGGAGGGAGCUUGGAUAGUAUCUACAGAGAGGUCAAGAAACUCGGAGGACGCACCGGGGAGAAGGUCCUCGGUAAAGUUGCAGAGGGAGUGCUGAAUGGUUUGACUUAUCUGCAUGGCCGGAAAAUCAUUCACAGAGAUAUCAAACCUUCGAAUAUCCUUCUGUGUCGAAAUGGUCAGGUCAAGCUUUGCGAUUUUGGAGUUAGUGGCGAAUUUGGCACAAAAGGUGAUGCCAACACCUUCAUCGGAACCUCCUAUUACAUGGCUCCAGAGCGCAUCACCGGACAGUCAUACACCAUUACCUCCGAUGUCUGGUCGUUGGGUGUGACGCUGCUGGAAGUCGCGCAGCAUCGAUUCCCAUUCCCCGCGGAUGGAACAGAGAUGCAACCCCGCGCUGGUCUCAUCGAUCUUCUCACAUACAUCGUUCGACAACCGAUUCCGAAGCUGAAAGAUGAGCCUCAGAACAAUAUCCGCUGGUCAGAUAAUUUCAAGUACUUUAUUGAAUGCUGUCUUGAGAAAGAGCCUCCCAGACGUGCGACUCCAUGGCGAAUGCUCGAGCAUCCUUGGAUGUUGGACAUGAAAACUAAGAAAGUCAACAUGGCCAACUUUGUGAGACAAGUCUGGGAUUGGAAAGAUUGA